AUGCCCCUAUCGCCGCUGCUACAGCAGCCACACAGCAGAGGUUCUUCUGUAGCAGAGGAUUCCGUAGCACUCGUAGCAGUCGUGGCACUCGUAGCAGUCGUGGCACUCGUAGCAGUCGUGGCACUCGUAGCAGUCGUGGCACUCGUAGCAGUCGUGGCACUCGUAGCAGUCGUGGCACUCGUAGCAGUCGUGGCACUCGUAGCAGUCGUGGCACUCGUAGCAGUCGUGGCACUCGUAGCAGUCGUGGCACUCGUAGCAGUCGUGGCACUCGUAGCAGUCGUGGCACUCGUAGCAGUCGUGGCACUCGUAGCAGUCGUGGCACUCGUAGCAGUCGUGGCACUCGUAGCAGUCGUGGCACUCGUAGCACUCAUAGUAUGUCCAGAUGCAGAGUAUGAGCUCGUGUGGGCGGGUGCAAGUGCGGAGUAUGGGCCCAGCAUGGUGGGUGCAGAUGCAGAUGCAUCUGGACGUAUUCCAGGCGCCCCAUAA
Molecule: messenger RNA, 486 nt
Organism: Closterium sp. Naga37s-1
Lineage: Eukaryota; Viridiplantae; Streptophyta; Zygnematophyceae; Desmidiales; Closteriaceae
Source: the annotation of a GenBank genome assembly